Molecule: messenger RNA, 2003 nt
Organism: Fomitopsis serialis
Lineage: Eukaryota; Fungi; Basidiomycota; Agaricomycetes; Polyporales; Fomitopsidaceae
Exons: 3
Coding region: 209-1936 (575 amino acids)
Source: RefSeq, a predicted model, not a curated record
CUCGACGUUUAUACGAAUCUGAAUGUCCGUGCUCUGCAGACGCGAACGUACCGACCGGUUCGAAGCGCAAAGCUUCGCAUCCAGCUGUUGCGAGUAGUUCGAAACGGCGGAAGUUGAGCAUCACGAGCACCAGACGAAGGGGCCGAGCUCAACCGGCAAGCGUGACAACAAGAAAGCGAAAGAGAACGAUCCAAAGCGCCCGGCUCCGAUGGUGCAGAUGGCCAUCUAUGCUUCCGAAAUGCUUUCUGUAGAGGGGCUGAUCAGGGAUCACGGACUGGGCAUGCUGACCCAAGACGAUUGGACGUGGUUAUGGUAUUUCGACAGUGCGGGGGCGAUUCAAGCGCAGGGCUUCAAUAUGCUCGCACACACCGCAGACUUCGUGCUCAUCGUGAUGUUGCUCCAGCGCUUCAAUCUCCCGCAGUGGGGAUUUCCGGAGGGGACGAACUCUGAGGCGAGACUCGACGUGAUCCGGUGUCUAUCUCCACCGCGAGCUGAGAUCCCCGGACCGGCUGGUGGCACAAGAGACCCGGCACGUCAGCCAGUCGAGACCUUCGAAGUCGUUGGAACGGACAAGGAUGAUUUGCCCAAGACCAUGGUGGUGGAUCCAGAGCGUAUUCUGCACAAGCCCUCGCCUAUUCUGAGAGGGCGUCGAACGAUGGUGCUUGAGGCGCAGGACCCGGACAUGCCUACAACGUCUUAUGUUACGAAAUGGUCAUAUCCUCAGACGACACGCCACAACGAGGCCAAGAUGAUAUGGAUAGCUCGCGAAAUUGUCGAGGACAUGGACAAAGAGGCGCUGGGAUCGCUGACAGACGUGGUCGCAUUCAAGGACUUCGCGCACCUGUCUACAGACAACAUCCGAGGCCAUCUCCGCCUUUUCAGUGACCCCACACAGCCGCUCAUCGACGCUGAGCAACACGGGGAGCGCAUCCUGCGGUGCAUCUUCGAGGAGAAGCUCAAACCACUGAUAUAUCUGACCGGCCUCGAGUUCAUACGGGCCAUGAUCGAUUGCAUCCGCUGUCAUAUGCUCCUGUGGAUCGGUAACGACAAGCACAGAAUCGAACACACCGACCUGAGCUUUUGGAACCUUGGCGUUUGCCCAUUAUCGCUGCGCAUCAGGCUGCGCGACUUCGACCUUGCUCGCUUGGUGAUAGUCAGCCAGCCAAGCAAACCUCAAGGGUCGGAGAGGACGGGCACCGUUCCCUUCAUGGCGCUUGACCUCUUGACGGAGGCCUAUUGGAAUGGUCGUCUCGAGCGACUCUAUCGCCACGACCUUGAGGCAUUCGUGUGGGUCACGGUGUACUGUGCUUGGGCCUUUGACGACGAGGGACUUGAAGACAUGGACUCCCCUGUUCACGCCUGGCUGACGGCCGACUACGAACAAUGCCGAGGAGAGAAGUUCGAUUUCCUCUGGACCCGGGCGAAACAGCGCCCAGACAAUAGGACUAAAGAGAGCGGAGGCGGCGGCCCCGGAUACGUCCCGUUCUUUGCCAGGCAGCUGGCGGAGUGGCUAAGCGACGAGCGCCUGCGGCAGAGGGCAAAUACAAAGGCAAGCAGCGAUCCUGACUGGCCGUUUGCCGACAGCGAACAGCAAGCUCGCAAAAAGAAACAACUUUUACCGGAAGGAAAUCAUGACGAUAAACUUCUUCAAGAAGCAAGGCGUGACUUCGAUAACUUAUGGAAUAAGAUUGGUGCUAUUCGCAAGGCAGUCAAGGAUGUGAAGGCGACGCCCGAGCGGGUUGAAUUUUACAUGGAGCGCGAGAAGAAUGUCGAGAAGUUGAAGGCGGACCGUAAGGCAGAGGAGGCGAGAUUGGACAGAGAAGCGGAGGCGGAGGAAAGGGAACGGAGGAAGGCUGAGAGGGAGGCGGAGCAGGAGGCACGCGAGGAGCGCGACCGGAAUCUGAAGCUGAGGCGCAAGGUAAUUUCUGUAUUGUAACCAUUGAUCUGUGCUCUCCAUUGCUAUCAUACGACCGGACUUGGAUACAUACCUAUGGACAGUUUCC